AUGUCCCUCUACGUACCGCUUGCCUUGCCACAACAUUUCCCACGCGAUGAGUACUCAUUCGCCGCACCCAUCGUAUUCCCCACAACCUUGGCCGACCUGGAACGUGCCGCAGCGUGGGCGUGCCGUACAGCAUCCCAAGUGUGGGGCACCGCCGAGGUGUCGGGCGACUGGUCAAAGGUGGACGCAACAUGUGUGGCCCUCGCCGUGGGUGAUCGCACGCUUCAGAUUCGUCUCUACCGCACCAUGGCCGACGCGUUUUGCGACAGGAUACCGGCCACCAUCGCGGAAUGGAUCCAACGUACUGAUGACAUGAUAGAAGAGGCGUACAGCGAGGGGACGGCCCAUCUGCCCCAGAACCACCCAUACCCACCGCUGGCCACUAUUCGCCCGCUUCUUAGAGGCAUCCUUGACGAAUCGUUCACGUUUGGGAUCGACGCAUACGAAGAGUUUGACUCGGCGUCGCGGACGUCGUUCACCAGCACACAGAUGGGUGACUUUUUGCCCGCCAAUGACCCAAUGCCGCGUGACACAGUGGCCGUUAGCGGCACAUACGAGGACUGCGAGAACCUCACAAUGGAGGACGCGCUUGGCAAGCACUGGCGCAAGAAGGCCAAUGUAUGA
Molecule: messenger RNA, 621 nt
Organism: Apiotrichum porosum
Lineage: Eukaryota; Fungi; Basidiomycota; Tremellomycetes; Trichosporonales; Trichosporonaceae
Exons: 4
Coding region: 1-621 (206 amino acids)
Source: RefSeq, a predicted model, not a curated record